GGGUGCUUGUUGUGGCCCGGCCGCCUCUAGCCGCCGGCCGGCCUGGGAUGGCGGCCUUCGGCGUCCUCAGCUACGAGCACCGCCCGCUCAAGCGCCCGCGCCUCGGCCCGCCUGACGUCUACCCGCAGGACCCCAAGCAAAAGGAGGAUGAGCUGACCGCUCUGAACGUCAAGCAAGGCUUCAAUAACCAGCCGGCAGUCUCUGGGGACGAGCACGGCAGUGCCAAGAAUGUCAAUUUCAACCCAGCGAAGAUCAGUUCAAAUUUUAGCAGUAUUAUCGCAGAAAAGCUGCGGUGCAAUACACUGCCUGACACGGGAAGACGGAAACCUCAGGUGAAUCAGAAGGAUAACUUUUGGCUGGUGACAGCACGUUCUCAGAGUGCCAUAAACAACUGGUUCACAGAUCUGGCUGGAACUAAGCCCCUCACUCAUCUUGCUAAGAAGGUGCCCAUCUUCAGCAAGAAGGAAGAGGUCUUUGGUUAUUUGGCGAAAUACACAGUUCCAGUAAUGAGAGCAGCCUGGCUCAUCAAAAUGACUUGUGCCUAUUAUGCUGCCAUCACAGAAACGAAGGUGAAAAAGCGUCAUGUCAUUGAUCCCUUCAUUGAAUGGACGCAGAUCAUCACCAAGUACCUGUCAGAGCAGCUGCAGAAAAUUGCGGAGUUCUAUAGACAGCUCCCAGGGCAAGGCUGUGGUUCACCAUCUGGGCCAAUGCCCCAAGAGGUGGAACAAGCUUUGAAGCAGUGGGACUACAAUGAGAAACUAGCUAUGUUCAUGUUCCAGGAUGGCAUGCUAGACCGACAUGAAUUCCUGACGUGGGUCCUCGAGUGCUUUGAGAAGAUACGGUCAGGAGAAGAUGAAUUUCUGAAAAUGCUCCUACCCCUGCUGCUGCGGUACUCUGGAGAGUUUGUGCAGUCUGCAUACCUGUCCAGACGUCUGGCCUACUUCUGCACCCGCAGGCUUGCUAUGCAGCUGGAUGGUGCUGGCGGGCACCCACCCCACAUCCUGUCUGCCCAGACAGGGAAUGCUCUUCCUUCGACUCCCACCCCUCAGCCAGCUGCAGGGAAUCCUCCUCCCAGCCCUUUCAGCGACUUACUGCUGUGCCCCCAGCACAGGCCAGUGGUAUAUGGGCUCAGCUGCAUCCUCCAGAGUAUAAUUUUGUGUUGCCCAAGUGCCCUUGUGUGGCAUUACUCAUUGACUGAUAGCAGGAUAAAGACCGGCUCGCCAUUGGACCACCUGCCUAUAGCUCCAUCCAACUUGCCCAUGCCAGGAGGGAAUUCAGCCUUUACACAGCAGGUUCGGGCAAAGCUGCGUGAAAUUGAGCAGCAGAUAAAGGAACGUGGCCAGGCUGUGGAGGUUCGCUGGUCGUUUGACAAGUGCCAGGAAACCACAGCAGGUUUCACUAUUGGCCGUGUCUUGCACACUUUGGAAGUUCUGGACAGUCACAGCUUUGAAAGAUCUGACUUCAGCAACUCUUUGGAUUCCUUGUAUAACAGGAUAUUUGGGCUGGGUCCAACCAAAGACAGUCACGAGAUCUCCCCAGAUGAUGAUGCAGUGGUGGCCUUGCUGUGCGAGUGGGCUGUCAGCUAUAAACGCUCUGGACGCCACAGGGCUAUGGUCGUGGCCAAACUCUUAGAGAAGCGUCAAGCAGAGAUAGAGGCUGAGAGAUGUGGGGACUCUGAAGUCGUGGAUGAGAAGGGCUCCAUCUCCUCAGGCUCUCUCUCAGCAGCCAGUGCUCCUGUCUUUCAGGAUGUCCUUAUGCAGUUCCUUGACACUCAGGCUCCUAUGCUAACUGAUCCUGGGAAGGAGAAUGAGAAGGUGGAGUUCUUUAACCUGGUGCUGCUGUUCUGUGAGCUAAUCCGACAUGAUGUCUUCUCUCACAACAUCUACAUGUGCACACUCAUCUCCCGGGGUGAUCUUGCCAUGGAUUCUCAUGGGCCUCGCCCACCCUCUCCCUUCGAUGACCCUGCUGAGGAGCACGACAGGAAGGAGACGGAGGGAAACAGUGGCAUCAAGCUAGAGGACACAGGUCUUUCUGAGCCCAUGGACAUUGACCACAACUCCAGCAUGCUCUUUGAUGACAUGGAGAAGACAGACUUUUCGAUGUUUUCUCCUCCAAUGCAUUGUGAAUCUAAAGCCAGUCCUUCCCCUGAGAAACCAGAUCCUGAAAAGGAAGCAAAGCCUUUGCUGAAGGAUAAGUCUGUGGAAGGAAUGCUAGCAUCCCUGUAUGACCAGCCUCGGCACAUCCAGUAUGCGACACACUUUCCUAUUCCUCAGGAGGAGUCAUGCAGUCAUGAGUGUAACCAACGGUUGGUAGUUCUUUUUGGGGUUGGAAAACAACGGGACGAUGCUCGGCAUACAAUCAAGAAAAUAACUAAAGACAUUCUUAAAGUCUUAAACAGAAAGAGCACUGCAGAGACGGGUGGAGAGGAAGGCCAGAAGAGGAAAAAGAGCAAGCCAGAAGCAUUCCCAACAGCUGAAGAUAUCUUUGCAAAGUUCCAGCACCUUUCUCACUUUGAUCAGCACCAAGUCACAUCUCAGGUAUCUCGCAAUGUCUUGGAACAGAUCACCAGCUUUGCCUUGGGAAUGUCAUACCACCUGCCUCUGGUACAGCACGUGCAGUUCAUAUUUGACUUGAUGGAGUAUUCGCUCAAUAUCAGUGGUCUUAUCGACUUUGCCAUCCAGGAUUAUUCUUCCAGAGGCUUCAGGAUUGUCUCCAAAGGACUUGCAUUGCAUCUCUGUCCCUGGCUGCAGCAAGGUCUUGUCCCAAGGUUUUUCUGUCAUUGGGUGCAGUUGCUGAAUGAACUGAGCGUGGUGGAGGCAGAACUGCUGUUGAAAUCCUCCGACCUUGUUGGCAGCUACACCACCAGCUUGUGCCUGUGCAUCGUGGCUGUGCUGCGGCACUACCACUCCUGCCUUAUAUUGAACCAGGACCAGAUGGCUCAGGUCUUCGAAGGUCUGUGUGGGGUGGUGAAACAUGGCAUGAAUCGCUCAGAUGGCUCCUCAGCAGAGCGCUGUAUCCUGGCCUAUCUCUACGACCUGUAUACCUCCUGCAGUCACCUCAAAAGUAAAUUUGGGGAGCUCUUUAGUGACUUCUGCUCCAAGGUGAAGAAUACAAUCUACUGCAAUGUUGAGCCAUCUGACUCCAACAUGCUAUGGGAACCAGAGUUCAUGAUUGACACUAUUGAAAAUCCGUCUGCACAUAACUUUACAUACACCAACCUGGGCAAGAGCCUCAAUGAAAACCCAGCCAACCGCUACAGUUUUGUCUGUAAUGCACUUAUGCAUGUGUGUGUGGGACACCACGAUCCAGACAGGGUGAACGACAUUGCUAUCCUGUGUGCUGAGCUAACUGGCUACUGCAAGUCUCUAAGCGCCGAGUGGCUGGGUGUGCUCAAAGCUUUGUGCUGUUCCUCCAAUAAUGGGACCUGUGGCUUCAAUGAUCUCCUCUGCAAUGUUGAUGUCAGUGACUUAUCUUUCCAUGAUUCCUUGGCCACCUUUGUUGCCAUUCUCAUUGCCCGGCAGUGCUUGCUGCUGGAGGACCUGAUUCGCUGUGCUGCUAUCCCCUCACUCCUCAAUGCUGCCUGCAGUGAACAGGAUUCAGAACCAGGAGCACGUCUGACCUGCCGGAUUUUACUCCAUCUGUUUAAGACUCCACAGCUGAACCCAUGCCAGCAAGAUGGCAACAAACCCACGGUGGGAAUCCGCUCUUCCUGUGACCGUCACUUACUGGCAGCUUCCCAGAAUCGUAUUGUGGAUGGAGCAGUCUUUGCAGUGCUGAAGGCUGUCUUUGUUCUGGGAGAUGCAGAACUGAAAGGCUCUGGCUUUUCCCACCCCGGAGGUGUCGAUGAUCUCAUGGAUGAUGAGCUGGGCACCAGGAAGGCCAGUGGUCGGGUAGUAACUGUAGAAACAGCUAGCUUGGAUAUUUAUGCCAAGUAUGUACUAAGGAGUAUAUGUCAACAGGAGUGGGUAGGUGAGCGAUGUCUGAAGUCCCUCUGUGAAGACAGCAAUGACUUGCAGGAUCCUGUCCUGAGCAGCACACAGGCCCAGAGGCUGAUGCAGCUGAUUUGUUAUCCACACCGGCUGCUGGACAAUGAGGAAGGAGAAAAUCCUCAGCGCCAGAGGAUUAAACGCAUCUUACAGAAUCUGGACCAGUGGACCAUGAGGCAGUCCUCGCUAGAGCUGCAGCUCAUGAUUAAGCAGACAGCAAACAAUGAGAUGAACUCCUUGUUAGAAAAUAUUGCCAAAGCCACCAUUGAGGUAUUCCAGCAGUCAGCAGAGACCAGCUCUGCUAGCUCUGCUGGUAAUGGAGUCAACAAUAUCAGUAGCUCAGCAAGUGCUACGCCUGCCAGCAACAAAUCCAAACCCAUCCUCAGCUCCCUGGAGAGAUCAGGAGUGUGGCUGGUGGCCCCUCUGAUUGCCAAGCUUCCAACAUCAGUGCAGGGCCAUGUGCUGAAAGCUGCUGGAGAAGAACUGGAGAAAGGACAACAUUUGGGGUCAUCGUCCCGCAAAGAGCGGGACCGCCAGAAGCAGAAGAGCAUGUCCCUCCUGAGCCAGCAGCCAUUUCUGUCACUGGUGCUAACAUGCUUGAAGGGACAGGAUGAGCAGCGGGAAGGGCUCCUUACCUCUCUGUACAGUCAGGUCCAGCAGAUUGUUACGAACUGGCGGGAAGAUCAGUACCAAGAUGACUGCAAAGCCAAGCAGCUGAUGCACGAGGCCCUGAAACUGCGGCUGAAUUUGGUGGGAGGAAUGUUUGACACAGUUCAACGCAGUACACAGCAGACGACUGAAUGGGCUGUGCUUCUCUUGGACAUCAUCAGCAGUGGCACCGUAGACAUGCAGUCAAACAAUGAGCUCUUCACCACCGUGUUGGACAUGCUGAGUGUUCUCAUCAAUGGCACCCUGGCUGCUGAUAUGUCCAGCAUUUCUCAGGGCAGCAUGGAGGAGAACAAGCGGGCAUACAUGAAUCUUGUCAAGAAACUCAGGAAAGAGCUGGGGGACCGACAGUCUGACAGCCUGGAGAAGGUGCGACAGCUACUGCCGCUUCCCAAGCAGACCCGAGAUGUGAUCACCUGUGAACCUCAGGGAUCCCUCAUUGACACCAAAGGCAAUAAAAUAGCUGGAUUUGACUCCAUCUUCAAAAAGGAGGGUUUGCAAGUCUCUACAAAGCAGAAGAUUUCCCCUUGGGAUCUGUUUGAGGGCUUAAAGCACUCAGCCCCCCUCUCCUGGGGAUGGUUUGGGACAGUCCGGGUGGAUCGCAAGGUGUCUAGAUUUGAGGAGCAGCAGAGGCUUCUUCUGUACCACACGCACUUGAAACCCAAGCCCCGCAGUUACUACCUGGAGCCGUUGCCGCUGCCCCCUGAAGAGGAAGAGCCUCCUACACCUGUGGCUUUGGAGCCAGAGAAGAAAGCUGCAGAACCAGCCAAGGCUGAUAAAACAAGCUCCAAUCCUGCCACCUCUACUGAAGAACGCAAGAAGAAACAGAGCAAAGCCAAGAAACGCAACCAAUCUGCCAGCAAAACUGAGGAUUUUGUGUUGGGCCCUAGCCGAGGGGUUUCAUAUGGAGUUGGUAUGCCUACAGAUCUCUUGCAUCACCAGUCAGGAAGCACUAUGUCGAGGCUGGCUUAUGGGCAGUCACCAGUGGGUCUCUAUGCCCAGAAUCAGCCUCUUCCAGCAGGUGGCCCUCGCCUGGAUACAUCCUACAGACCUGUGCGCAUGCCACUGGGGAAACUUGUUCAGAGUCGUCCUCCCUAUAGUGGUGUGCUGCCUCCAGGGAUGGGGAGCAUGAUGGGCAUUGACCCCUCCUACAAGCCAGCAGUGUACAGACAGCAGCCUCCAGUGUCCCAGGGACAGAUACUGAGGCAGCAACUUCAAGCGAAGUUGCAGGGCCAAGGCAUAAUGGGACAGCAGCCUGUGCGCCAGAUGGCUCCAACCCCAUCCUAUGGAGCACUGCAGCCUUCCCAGGGUUACACACCUUACGUCUCCCACAUAGGCCUUCAGCAGCACCCCUCCCAGUCAGGCACAAUGGUACCUCCUACCUAUUCUGGCCAGCCCUAUCAGAAUUCCCACCCCAGCUCUAAUCCUGCCCUGGUGGAUCCUGUUAGACAGAUGCAGCAGAGACCAAGUGGCUACGUACACCAGCAGGCCCCUGGCUAUGGGCACACCUUGGGCAACACACAGAGGUUUCCUCACCAGUCAAUACAGCAGGCCCCCAUGAUGAGUGGGAUGAACCAUUUGGGUCCACAAGGAGUCCCCUCAGGAAUUCGACCCAGCCAGAUACUGCCUGACCAGCAGCAGCAGCAGUACCUGAGGCAGCAGCAGCAACAGCAGCAGCAGAUGCUGAGGCAACAACAGCAGCAGCAGCAGCAGCAGCAACAGCAGCAGCAGCAGCAACAACAGCAACAGCAGCAGCAGCCGCAGCCACCGCAGCCACAGCCGCAGCAGCAACCCCAGGUCUCCACAGUGCCUCAGCCACAGGCACAGGGCCAGCCCCCAGGGCUGGGGAUGCAGGCUCUUCCCCCCCAGCAGCCCAUUUUCCAGCGCCAGGGCCUUCAGCAGACACAGCAGCAGCAGCAAACAGCUGCUCUGGUUCGACAGCUUCAGCAACAGCUUUCUAAUACACAGACACAGCAGAACAACAACCCAUUUGGACGCUACUGAUCUGUGGCACUUCAGCCUCAUCCAGGAGGGAGACAUCACUGUGGACUGGAUACAGCCUCUUCAGCCUGACCCACAAACUGGGGCUGCCCCCAACCUCUGUCUUCGGGCCUGUGCUCCCAGUGCUGCUGCUGCCCGUCUCACAGGGAGAUGCCAGGAGGAUGGUUUUAUUGUACAGAGAAAGUGUUUUUAUUAUCCAAUUUCUACAAAUGUUUAUGGAGAUCCCUUGUGGCUGAUAGUCUCCCUUCCCACUUUGGUUUCAGUUUUUACUCAGUUUUUAGUAUUUUGUUAAAAUAAUGAUUAAGACAUUGUAAAAUUUUGUACUUUAUUUAUACCAGAUGAACCCCAUACUGCAGACGUUCUUGGAUGA
Messenger RNA from Haliaeetus leucocephalus (bald eagle), 7023 nucleotides. RefSeq names its product mediator complex subunit 12 (gene MED12). Gene Ontology annotation, cellular component: mediator complex. NCBI's taxonomy places the organism in Eukaryota, Metazoa, Chordata, Aves, Accipitriformes, Accipitridae. The transcript has 45 exons. Gene Ontology annotation, molecular function: beta-catenin binding; transcription coactivator activity. The record is from RefSeq and is a predicted model, not a curated record. Gene Ontology annotation, biological process: regulation of transcription by RNA polymerase II. The coding region runs from base 48 to 6656 and encodes 2202 amino acids.